CAGAAAAAUUUAACAAGUUGGUUGUAAAUAUUGCAAGUCGGGUGAAUGAUUUGAAUGUUGCUGUGAAUUUAAGUGUGUAGGAUUAAUUCAAUAGAACUUGUGAUGAUAAGAAAGAAAGUUUUAAUUAGCAAGCACUCUGAAAAUUGUUUAACAUAAAUUAUACCACAACUUGCGAGUGAAGUUGAAAAUAUGAAAAGUUUUAUAAUUAACUUUUACGCUCUGGUGUUAAUUUUUCAAGGAACAAAUUGUGAGACACGUCACAACAUUCAAAGACGGAGCACUUGUUCACAAUGCAAAGAUCCAAAAAUCAAAGCACAUCCUAAAAACAUAACCGCAACUUUGGGUGAACGAAGUAAAAUAGUUCUAAGAUGUCGAGCCACAGGUGACCCUCCCCCUACCAUUGUGUGGACAAAAAACAACAGAUUGAUUGAUGAACAUGAUAAACAUUAUAAUGUAUCAAAUAAAAAUAUAUUAAAAUCAGGGUCAGUAGUUAAAGCUGUUAGAUCACAAUUACUCAUUCGAGGUGUUCAUAACAUUGACUAUGGAUUGUAUUCCUGUGUGGCGAAAAAUCAAAUGGGUUCUGUGAAGAGCAAAUAUGCAUUUGUAUCAAUGAGGUCGCAUAUUGCAAACCCUGACACUAUUCCAGGAAGUUCAACUUAUGGCAGGGAAGGAGAUUGUACAAAGAAUAUCACCUUAACUUGUCGACCAUACCUGGACCCUACUCGAACGAUUUUCAAAAAAAGUGAAGCCAAAUAUUUUUUGAAUGGAAGAACUCUUACAGAACUUGCAAGUAAUUUGGAUUCACAACAGGACAUUACUAAAAGAUGUCUUGAUGUAGCUAUCGCUUUUUUGUGUUAUUAUAAUUUUCCUUACUGUGAUGCAACCUCAAAGCAACCCAAGCCCAUUAGUAUAUGUCGAAAGGAUUGUAUUUAUGUGAGCAAUCACGUAUGUUCUAAGGAAUUGGAAACAGCGAAAAAAUAUGCAACCCUAAGUACUGUGCUUCCUCCACAUUGUAAUGACCUCCCUACCACAAACUGUACUUCCAUGGGGCAUGAAAUGCUGAAAGUAGCAGCUUUCCACAAUGCCAAAAUAAAAACAAGUACAAUUACUCCUCAUAUUGGAUCGACGGAAAAAGAAGGUAAUAGUCACACAAUGAAUGGUGCAGACAUCGACCCAAGUGAUAAUUGCUAUUUUGGCGAUGGACUGCAGUAUCGUGGCGUCACAAACAUGUCCGAAUCGAAUUACCCCUGUGUUGAUUGGUCACGAGUGGACGCAGAAAACCAAUACCAACGCAUGUUAGCUGGUCAUAACUUCUGUCGCAAUCCUAAAUCGAUGUAUGACCGACCUUGGUGUUAUGUUUUGGUUGGGAAUAAAUAUGAGUACCAGUACUGUGAAAUACCCCAAUGUGCCAUACCAGUCCAAUCCCAAACAUCAAGUAUCCUCUACACCAUCAUUCCCUGUCUCUUAUUCGCAUUGGCAUUAUCGUUAGCCAUUAUUACGUUGGCAUGGCGACGACACAAACAACAUUAUUAUCAAUCCGCACCUAGCAGUCCGAAACAAGUUGUACCCAGGGUGAAUCCAAAGAUUCAAGAAUUGAACAGAGAAGAUUUAUGUGACUACCGUUUGCUCGGUGAUGGAAGUAUUGGGCGUGUCUAUACAGCAGAUUACACCGGAAGUAAGGACGGGCAGACGUUCACAGCAUGUGUAGCAGUUAAGGCCAUCAUCGAGAAAGCAACGUCAAAACAAAUUGAAGACUUCGUACGGGAGGCUGAAACACGUGCGAACUUCAAACACGAGAAUGUAAUUGCUCUGGUCGGUGUAAUCAGUAAAGAAGAACCGCUGUCGUUAAUCUACGAAUAUACCGAGUUCGGUGAUCUUCAUGAGUACCUAUUACGACAUUCUCCGAACUUCAGCGACGCUCAUGCGAAUGAUGACUGUGCGCCGUUAGAAUACGCUGACUUGUUGGUCAUCGCUACACAAAUAGCCAGUGGGAUGUCUUACUUAAGUACACAUGCUUUCGUGCACAAAGACUUAGCAGUGCGUAACUGCGUUGUUGUGAAUAAUGGUAUUAUUAAAAUAUCUGAUUUCAGUGGAUUAUGUGAUAUGUACGCCGGUGACUAUUACAGGGUUCCCGGUCGGCAACCCUUGCCGGUGCGUUGGAUGUCACCGGAAAGCAUAUCAGAGACAUGUUUUACAACAGCAAGCGACGUGUGGGCGUAUGGUGUGGUUUUGUGGGAAAUAUUCUCUUACGGUUCCAGACCGUUUUUUGGACUGAGUAAUUAUCAAGCUAUGGAGCGUAUUUUGGAUCUUGACUUGUUGUCCUGUCCAGAAAAUUGUCCUAAUGUCGUUUUUAACAUGAUGCUCAGUUGUUGGGAAACAGAGGCAAAUAAUCGACCGGCUUUUGUUGAGAUAUAUAAUAGAUUGAAAUCUUUGCAUGAUAUAACGAACUGCCCAUCCAGUAUGCAACUUCAUCCACAGUCCUCUAUGCACAGCCUACCAACGACACAUACUUCGAAUGGUCAUGCCACUAGGGAUGUAGCGCCAAGCUCCUUUCAUCGACCGUCUAUAUCAAAAAGCCACGAACAAUCCCUGCAUUCGAGGCAUUCGUCAAAUCAUUCGAUCAAUAGUAACCCUUACCCACCCUCGAUGCAUGGCUCUAUACCGCCCUCUCUGUUAAGCAUGCCACAAUCUGGUUCUAUCAGAAACGGAUGUGUCAACCGGAAUCACUCGCUGCCUCGUGAGGCGUAUCAUUCGUUUUCAAGAAACGGUCACCACUCUUUGUCUCGCAAUAGUCGACAAUCACUCUCUCGAGAGGGACAUUAUCCGCGUGACGCUCGCCAUCAUAACAUGGCACGCGAUAUACAUUAUUCCUAUCCACAUGAUGACAUGCGUCCUCCUUCCAAUAAUGGCAGCCAUCACCCGUCUUCUAUUGGACAUCCAAAUGGCUGCCACCCUCCCGCUAGCUACAUCUCAUCACUUCAAAGCUACCCGUCAUCGGUGACAGGACCUCCCGUGUCAGUAUUUAGUCGGCAGCCGUCAAGCCGUACAAGUUCUCGUGCGACGUCAAUCAAAAGUUACGACGACGGACACCACGAAAGUGCAAUGGGGUCGCAUAUUUUAUAUAUAUGAGUCGAGUACUGCGUGGGUGUGCGUCAUGUAAAAGCGUCGUCUUCAGUUGGAUCAGAUGAAAUAUUUUACCGAGAUCGAACAUCAAGUUGGAAUCCCCUGAUUAAGCAAACAUACCCCAUUGAAGCUAGGCUGAAAACAAUUUUACCUAAGUUGGAUUUUUGGCUCAUUUCUAUAUGCUAAACAACCCAGAAGAGAUCUGGAAAGAACAUUCAAAAGCUGAUUAAGAACUACUCCAUCUCAGUGAUUAUUUUCUUCUUAACAUGGAGUUUAACUUUCAUAAUAUCUUUUGCAAGUUAACUAACAAACUGAAUGUAGUUUUUCAUCCUUUUAAAAUAUACACAGUGGGGGAGACGAAUAAGUUAUUGCCUAUAGUUUUGUUGGUUUAUUUUGAUGAAUUAAUUUUUAUAUACUGUUUAUAUUGUAUAUAACUAUCAUAGAACAAAUUUUUGUUUUAAA
Messenger RNA from Hydractinia symbiolongicarpus, 3585 nucleotides. Its product is annotated as tyrosine-protein kinase transmembrane receptor Ror-like. Gene Ontology annotation, molecular function: ATP binding; protein binding; transmembrane receptor protein tyrosine kinase activity. Gene Ontology annotation, cellular component: signaling receptor complex. The transcript has 13 exons. Gene Ontology annotation, biological process: multicellular organism development; protein phosphorylation; positive regulation of kinase activity. The coding region runs from base 190 to 3129 and encodes 979 amino acids. Lineage: Eukaryota; Metazoa; Cnidaria; Hydrozoa; Anthoathecata; Hydractiniidae. The record is from RefSeq and is a predicted model, not a curated record.